Messenger RNA from Diorhabda sublineata, 2436 nucleotides. RefSeq names its product nose resistant to fluoxetine protein 6-like. The coding region runs from base 122 to 2347 and encodes 741 amino acids. Lineage: Eukaryota; Metazoa; Arthropoda; Insecta; Coleoptera; Chrysomelidae. The transcript is spliced from 12 exons. Gene Ontology annotation, molecular function: acyltransferase activity, transferring groups other than amino-acyl groups. The record is from RefSeq and is a predicted model, not a curated record.
GAAUCGCAUCGGCGGCAAGGUUUACACGUGCGCCUCCAAGAAUUAUUUUCAAAACUUUCGUUGCGGUAUCAGAAGAGUGAGUUCAGUUCUUCAUUCUACAUUGUUUUCGUCGAAAAAUAAAAUGGUAGACAUAUUCCCGAGGGCGGUAAAGAAAUUUUUUGCGGUAUUUUUCAUUUUUAAUAAUUGGGUAUCGGGUAAUAGCGAUACAGGUUUAUUAAAAAAUAUGAAUAAUGUUUCUGUGUAUGUGGAAUUGCCAGGUAAUAAUUCGACGUAUUAUAAUGCCGAAAAUAAUGGAAAUGUUGAACUUAAUUCACCAAUAGCUACUGAAGCAACGGAAUAUAUAAAUUUCAACGCUAGUUUCCAUAUAAUACAAGGUGCUAUCAAAAAUAUUUCAAAUCCUGAUUGCGUUAAAGAUUUUAAAUACGUUUUAGAAGCCAUAGGGCGAAAAGAGAGAUGGGCAUUAGAAAUGAUUGAUUCGUUUUCUAAGCAUCCGGAAAAUAUUUUAUACGGAAACUAUUACCAGCUUGGUAAUUUUGAUGAGUGCGUCAAAAUAAAUGAAUAUGGCGCUAAUAUCGUUAAAGUACAGUACUGUUUGAUUGAUAUUUAUUUGAAAAAAAAUUUUGUCGAUCCUUCAAAACAUACUAGAACCGAGAAUAUGGCGAUGGGGAGAAAUAGAUCGAUUUUUGAUAAAAAUUUCCUGCAUUGGUCGAUUUGUUUACCAUCUUCUUGUUCUACGCACGAUGCAGACAUAUUUGUCCGCAGUAUAUUUUCUUCGUUCUCCCCAAAAUACGAUGUUUUUAUUGAUGAUAAUCCCCCAACGUGCGAAACUGAUAAAAUAUUACCAAUAACAACUGGAGAAAUAAUUUAUGGAACUAUAGUUGGGGCGUUUUUGACAUUCACCGUCAUGGCGACGUUUUUCGAUUGUUGGUGUCUAUAUUAUCAUCGAAAAAACGUCGACGCCAACUCGAAUUCUCAACUACAAAAACAAUUUAAUACCGUAAAAGAAACGCUUGUCUGUUUCUCUCUCAUAAACACAACUCGAAGAUUUUUCCACACCAAACCGAACCAACUGAAUUUGGAAUCGAUUUGCGGUAUAAAAUUCAUAUCGAUGUUCAUUAUUUUAGUCGGUCAUUCGUUGAUAUUCAUCUUCGGGGGACCUAUUAUCAAUACGAGUUUCUUUCUCGAGACGGCCACGAAAACAGAGCACGCGAUUUUUAUAAACAGCCCUAUUAUCGUCGACACGUUUUUAUUAAUUAGUGCCUUUUUAAUGUGUCGACUUUUAUUAUUAGAACUGGAUAAAAGAAAAGGGAAAAUUAACUUUUUAAUGUUAUACAUAGCCAGAUAUAUCAGACUGACGCCUGCGUAUGCGGUUAUAUUAGGAUUAUACGUCACGUAUUUACCUCGAAUAGGUUCGGGACCGUUAUGGAAUUCACGUGUAAGCUUAGAAAAAGAAAGAUGCGAAAAUUCAUGGUGGCUCAAUCUCCUAUAUAUUAAUAAUUACGUAGGAACCGAUAAUCUAUGUAUGUUUCAAUCUUGGUAUUUAGCGGUGGAUUAUCAUCUUUUUAUACUUGCUCCGUUCGUGAUAUACCCUCUAUGGAAAAAACCGAAAUUAGGAGAAGCCAUUUUGUUUUUCUGUUUCCUAGCGUCUAUUUUCGUACCUUUUACGAUUACUUACAUCGAGGGAUUAGAUCCGACAAUGAUGGGUUAUCCGCCGGAAGUAAAUGAUCUUGGAAGGAACUUCUAUUUCGUAAAUUAUUAUAUAAAAACUCACAUGAGAUGUAGCUCCUACUGUAUAGGAUUAUUUUACGCGUAUAUGGUGCAUAAAAUACAAAGCAAUUCUGAGAAGAUACCGACAUACGCGAAUGUGUUGGGGUGGAUUUUCGCUAUAACUUGCGGAGCAGCUUCAAUUUUAGGGGUUGGAGUUUUUUACGAAUCAGAUCAUGUUCCGAAUAUAAUCGAAAACGCUUUUUACUCGGCUUUGCAUAGAGUCGGUUGGUCAAUUUCAGUCGGAUGGACACUUUUGGCUUGUGUUACUAAUAACGCAGGUUUAGUUAAUAAAUUUUUAUCCCACAAAUUUUUUAUUCCGGCAAGUAGGUUGACGUAUUGCGCUUAUUUAGCGAAUGGAUUAGUCGAAGUUUACAGCGCUGGUAUAAUGAGACAACCUGUAUAUUUGGGCAUAUUCGAACUGGUUUGUAAAACGUCCGGUCACGUCAUAACAACUUUCGCUAUGGCAUUUUUAUUGUGUAUAGUUUUUGAAUCUCCAAUUCACGGAAUGGAAAAGAUUUUAUUGAGAAACAAUACGAAAAAAAAUCAAAAAUCACAUCAAAAUGGAAAUUUAUCCGCGUGAAAAUCGGAUGUAAUUUAUAAUAGUGUUAAUUAUUUGUAUUGAAAAAAAAAUGUGAUAAAUAUUUAUUUAAUAAAGUAUACGAAAACGUU